AUGAGACUGAGUGAGAUGAAAAGAGAGAAAAUCAUGAAUAGAAGUUGUCUGACGCUUCUUACCAAGUCUGCUAAUCCUUUAAUUAUUUUAUUUCUCCUUUGUCAAAGUGCAGAACCAGCAAAGAAAAUACUGCCGUCUGCUGAAUCUGAGGCUCUUUCCAGAUUCUUAUGGAGCUUAAGGAAUUCGAAGCUGUUCGGAGCAACAGAUGUUUCAGAUUCCUUUUGUGAAGAGAAGUACGAUCUUUACUAUAAGAUCAAUUGCACCAGUAUCGACAAUACUUGGCACAUCACUGCAAUAAGUUUGAGUAGUGUACAUUUAGAUGGAUAUAUCGACCCUGUUGUGAAAAAUCUUACAUACCUGGAGAUACUUGAUCUAUCCCGCAACGAUCUUGAAGGUCCCAUUCCUCACGAACUGGGAAGUUUAUCUCAUCUUACUGACCUCUACCUGUUUAAUAACUUUCUCAAUGGCAGCAUCCCACCAUCUUUGGGUAAUCUAUCAUCUCUGGAACUAAUGUACUUAGCGUAUAACAGGGUAUCAGGCUCAAUUCCGGUUGAACUUGGCGAACUUGGCAAACUCGAGAGAUUAGAUUUGAAGGAUAAUGAACUAAACGGUUCACUUCCAAAAGAACUUGGAAAAUUAAGCAAUCUUCGGACUCUCUAUUUGUCAUCCAACUAUUUCACUGGGAAUUUACCUGAAGAGUAUCAAAAUAUUACGACCAUGGAGUCUUUUCACGUCGCCGGGAACUAUUUGACGGGUCCGUUUCCCAAAUUCGUUGUUAAAUGGGUCAAUCUCCUUUUCCUAGAUCUGGGAGGAAACAAUUUUGAAGACGAACUGCCUCCAGAAAUUUUUACAAUGACAAAUCUUCAGACUUUGAGGGUUAGUGAUCUGAACCACACAGGUUUUCAGUUACAGAAGUCAAUUGACCAACAUGUAUACUCUGGUACUGCGGAACUGCAAUAUUAUCGGUCAAAUCCCACCAUUUAUAUCUGCUGAAAAUAGCAUGAGCCUACUCGACUUGAGCUUCAACAAAUUUACUGGUGUGAUCCCAGACUAUAUUCUGAAUCUGGAAGCACUUGACAUGUUUCUCUCCGGAGAUGUGAUCAAUCAGACAACUCUCCGCUGGAUUAAUAACAGUUUGAGGGGGGGUAUUUCAUACAAUAACUUGACAAUUAAAGAAGCAGCAGUAAAGAACUAUGUGAAUCUUUCAAAUAUAAAUAUG
Molecule: messenger RNA, 1219 nt
Organism: Pistacia vera
Lineage: Eukaryota; Viridiplantae; Streptophyta; Magnoliopsida; Sapindales; Anacardiaceae
Product: LRR receptor-like serine/threonine-protein kinase FLS2
Exons: 16
Coding region: 1-993 (330 amino acids)
Molecular function (GO): protein binding
Source: RefSeq, a predicted model, not a curated record